Molecule: messenger RNA, 2384 nt
Organism: Aphanomyces astaci
Lineage: Eukaryota; Oomycota; Saprolegniomycetes; Saprolegniales; Verrucalvaceae
Exons: 10
Coding region: 1-2184 (727 amino acids)
Biological process (GO): nickel cation transmembrane transport
Cellular component (GO): plasma membrane
Molecular function (GO): nickel cation transmembrane transporter activity
Source: RefSeq, a predicted model, not a curated record
AUGGAUGUCAACGAAGCCAAGUGCUUACUGGAGCGGCAUGCCGCCGCGCAACAGUCGGCAAUGGUACAGGAAGACGAUGGGUCGAUUCCGAACAGCGUUAAGGAAGGCACGGUCCGUCGCGCCAAGCAGACAGUGACGGGGCUCGUCCUUCUCAACGUCGCCAUGUGGGUGGGCACAAUCUGCAUCAGUACCACAUACCCCGUGAUCCUGUCGCCAGCGCUGGUAGCGUACUCGUUGGGACUCCGACAUGCUGUGGAUGCCGACCAUAUUGCAGCGAUCGAUAACGUGACGCGAAGCCUACUCCAACGCGGCCGGCAAUCCGUGACCGUCGGGUUGUUCUUUUCUUUGGGCCAUUCCAGCGUCGUGGUGCUCCUGUCGGUCGUCGUUGUGUGCAGCGCGUCCGCCGUCAACUUGGACACGAGCAAAUCCAUCGGCGCCAUCGUUGGCGCGUCGGUGUCGGCGACGUUUCUCUGCUUGAUCGGUCUCGUUAACGCCGUCUCGUUUGUCCGGUUGUUGCAGCAAUGGAAUGCCAUCUCGCCUUCUUCCUCGCAAGGGGGUGAUCUCCACGAUGACGACGUAUUGACUCCUUCAGGGGUCGGCGGCGGCAUCCUGGCAUCCUGCUGUCCGUCGCUGCUCAAGGUCAUCGACCAGCCCUGGAAAAUGUACCCACUGGGGUUCCUCUUUGGGUUGGGUUUCGACACAGCCUCCGAAGUGGCGUUGCUGGCGAUCUCGGCACUCGCGUCUCAGUCGGGAGUGCCGUCGUGGGUCGUCUUGGUGCUCCCGGGACUGUUUGCAUGUGGCAUGAGCUUAAUCGACUCGUUGGACGGGAUCUUCAUGCUGUGGGCGUAUGGAUGGGCGUACAUCCACCCCGCGAAGAAGCUGUUCUACAACAUGUUCCUCACAGGUCUGUCGUCGUUCGUCGCAUUGUUCAUCGGAGCCGUGGAAGCCGUCGGGAUCUUGGUUGCCCGAGGACUAGUCACUGGAUGGGUCGCCGAUAUCGUUCUAGGCAUCAAUGACAACUUUGAGCUGUUGGGGUGUGUCGUCAUCGGGCUCUUCGUUGUGUCGUUCGGCAUCUCGUACUUCGUCUACGAAGUGUUCUUUGCCGCCAAGGCGGCGGCAGUUCCAUGUGGACAAUUCAAUAGGGCAAACAAGAUGCAUGUCCACCCAACAGCAUUUUCAAACAUCAUGAUUGUGAUGGUUCUGUCACCGGCCAAGACCCUCGACAUGUCCGAGGUAGCAGACGACGUAGAGAGCACCCAACCCAUGCACCUUGACGAUGCAUCUGAGCUGAUCCACGGCUUGCGGAAACUCUCGUUGGCCAAAGUCAAAACGUUGCUAGGCGUGAGCGAUGCCUUGGCUAAACUCAAUUACGACAGGUACAAGCACUUCAUCACGGACAUCCCGACGACCACAUCCACCAGCGCAUUCAAACAGGUAACUCCUCAUGCCGUCUCCAUUCACUACGUCAUGACCCUUUAUCAGGCAGUUUUUUCAUUUGACGGACCUGCGUACAAAGGCCUCCAAAGCGCGUCGUGGACCCCCGAGGACUUAACGUUUGCACAGGCGCAUCUUCGCAUUCUGUGCGGGUUGUACGGCACGCUGCGGCCAUUGGACUUGAUUCAAGCGUAUCGUUUGGAAAUGGGCUCAAAGGUACAGCAUGGUCGCGGCCCCAAGGACGGGUUGUAUGCGUUCUGGGGCCGCGCCAUAGCCGACGACAUCAACGCCGUCUUCGCCCUUCCUUCUACAGCUGUAUCAUCCUCGUCUUCUUCGAUAAACAUCUUGCUCAACGUUGCAUCCGUUGAGUACUUCAAGAGCGUGGACAUGCCGUCCCUCGAUCCGUCCAUCGUUGUCGUCGACUGCAUCUUCAAAGACGACGGCCAGAUCAAGUCGGUGUUUGCUAAACGGGCGCGGGGCCUCAUGGUCAACUACGUCGUGACCAGUCGAGCGGCCACGAUGGACCACCUCCGGGCGUUCCAAGCAGACGGCUACGUGUACAGCCGCCACGAGUCCACUGACACGCAGCUCGUGUUCAAUCGGUCCAAGGCAGCCGCCGCCGCCGCGCUCAAGAGAGCGAGGGAAGUGGCGGCGAUAGCCAAGCUACAUACGAAACGACCGAGGAAUGACUUGGAGAUGGACACUUCAGUUGACGAGAAGCCACAUAAGCCGAGCCAACGGACCAUGUGACCAUCUUGAUGACAUUUGAGAGUGUGACGUCCAACUGUUUGAAACGUCAUGCCACGUCAUGAUGCACCGUACGGAAACGAUGGGUUCUGACGUGAUCCGGAGUGGUAACAAGUGCACGUCCACAGUGGCCCAGCAUCGUGAGUCCCAAGUGCAAUCUCGUUUUCCAUAACGUUACUAUAAGGGACCAGUCCACAGUGUAA